Molecule: messenger RNA, 1077 nt
Organism: Postia placenta MAD-698-R-SB12
Lineage: Eukaryota; Fungi; Basidiomycota; Agaricomycetes; Polyporales; Adustoporiaceae
Exons: 12
Coding region: 1-1077 (358 amino acids)
Biological process (GO): transmembrane transport
Cellular component (GO): plasma membrane
Molecular function (GO): transmembrane transporter activity
Source: RefSeq, a predicted model, not a curated record
AUGUCAAUGAUCGAGAUGGAAGAGCGCAAGAGACUGUCAGAUAUAGAUGAAAGGGGUUAUUCUGAGAACUCGUUCCCUGGGCUUAGCGACGAAACGCAGAGCGAAGAGACGGUAUCAAAGGAUGGCUUGCUCGUCAAGAUCACAAAAACGUUGGGACGAUGGGGUCUAGAAGUUAACGGCUAUGUCUUCGCUGCACCUCACGUUGUAUUCCCACCGGAGGAAAGGAGUGACCCUCGGCUGUAUCAGAUAUUUUUCGUGUGGUUUUCCGCCAACGCGAACGUUCUAACGAUGGCAGCCGGCACGGUCGGUCCUGCCUUUUACGGUCUCGGAAUUAGAGACGCGUGUCUCGUUAUCGUCGUCGUCGACAUAAUGUAUGCAUUCCGGUUCGACAUUAACCUACACGAUUCCUGCGUACUUAUGAGACCAGGCCAAUUCGCAUUAGUGCAGUCUUCGGGCCAAAGCUGGGGACUCGAUCGAUGGUGCAAGCACGCUUCUCCUGGGGACUAUGAUGUCAACAGCUACUAUGGAGCGAUUAUUCCAAGCAUACUGAAUGUGAUAUCACUGCAAGGAUACGUUAUUUUGAAUACGAUCAUCGGAGGGCAGACACUCGGAGCCAUCUCGUCGCAUCUCAGCGCGACGCUCGGCAUCGUGAUCAUCGGUCUGUUCACGCUUGCGGUAGUCUUUAGUGGGUACCGCGUUCUGCAUUGGUAUGAAACGUUCGUCUGGAUUCCAAACGUCAUCGCGUUCGUCGUCAUGCUCGCGGUGAGCGGGAAACAUCUGGUCGACGCCCCUCUAACGAGUCCAUCCCCCGUCUUGGCGUCCGCGAUCAUGACAUUCGGUGCUACCCUUGCUGCGACCAAUGUCAGCUAUGCACCUCUGACGCCAGACUAUGGAGUAUACCAUGAUCGCAAGGCUAGCUCCUGGAGGAUCUUCCUCUAUGCAUAUCUUGGAUUCCUUAUGUCGAGCAUGCCCGUACAUCUCCUUGGCGCUGCCUUCACGGCGACUGCAAACUACGUCCCCACUUGGAUCCCGAGGUUUUUCCUGGCCAUCGUAUCGACUGCGAUUGGGCUCAAGUAG